AUGUACAGUGAUGGAGUGACUGCUGAUGGAGAUCAGAGGAAUGAGUCUCUGAGCGUCACCGACCUCAUCGCAAAAGUCAACGAAAACAUACAAUCGCGGCUGCUGCAGGACGAUAUCAUGACAUCUUCUGCCAGGAAUGCAGAUCUCUGCACAUCCACAAGCUGCAAGUGGAUCAAAUCCUCCCGCUUCGUCGACGUUCCCUAUGAGAUUUCCUCUUCAUACAGUCAGUCCCAACAUGACACUAUCAUCAAGGCCCUGGAAACUUUCCACGAGUUCACCUGCAUCCGCUUCGUCCAGAGGACUUCUCAUCCUAAUUAUAUCUAUUUCUUCUCUGGAGAUGGGUGCUGGUCCUACGUGGGCCGUCAGGGCGGACAACAGAAAGUGUCCCUGAUGAAGAAUGGAUGUUUAUUCACAGGAAUCAUCCAGCAUGAGAUUCUCCAUGCUCUCAGCUUCCACCAUGAGCAGUCCCGAUCAGACAGAGACCAAUACGUCCGGAUCCUCAACGAGAACAUCAUCGAAGGACGAGAACGCAACUUCCGCAAGGUGCCGACCAACAACCUGGAGACCUCCUACGACUUCAGCUCCGUCAUGCAUUACAGCAAGUACGCCUUCUCCAAAAACGGCCGACCCACCAUCGUCGCCAAGUCUGAUCCAAACAAGAAAUUCGGUCAACGUUCAUCCAUGAGCGCCAAUGACAUCCAACGUGUCAACAGGCUUUACAGAUGCUGUGAGUACAAAAACAAACAACCCUGA
Molecule: messenger RNA, 753 nt
Organism: Acanthochromis polyacanthus (spiny chromis)
Lineage: Eukaryota; Metazoa; Chordata; Actinopteri; Pomacentridae
Product: high choriolytic enzyme 1-like
Exons: 8
Coding region: 1-753 (250 amino acids)
Biological process (GO): proteolysis
Molecular function (GO): zinc ion binding; metalloendopeptidase activity
Source: RefSeq, a predicted model, not a curated record